AUGAAUUUCGAUUCGGACGACGAGGACCUCUCGGUCUUUACGCCAGGCCACGAACCCGCACCCUCCUCCUCCUCCCGCCUCGCAUCCCGCUACGCCCCAACGGCCUCCUCCGCAAACCCCUUCUCCAACACACACGGGACGUACGACCCUGCACUCGGCGGACAGAGCCAGAACCCGGCGAGUUAUGGUGGUGGAAAGGCGGCGAAUGAGUUUGGGACUGCGGUGGAUGGGGGCCGGGGAGCGGUUGGAAGGUAUGAUGCGGCUGAGGACGAGUACAACCCGUACUACGACGACGAAGAAGACCUCGCGACAACCUCGUUCGCCGUCUCGCAGAACGACCUCUCACGACCCGACUACUCCCGCGCCGACCGCUCCUACGCCGGGUCCGCGCCUCUCACCGCACACGCGCAACAGCCCGCCGGCUUCGGCCAAGGCCAGCUCGGCGAGCGCUCGGCGCCUAAGAACAUGCUCGAUGACGAUGACGAGCUCGUACAGGCGAAAGCGCGGAUUGCGGCGCGGCAGGCGAAGAGUCAGCGGGCGCUUGAAGCGCGGGGGACGCUUGAGGGCUUGUGGAAGGAUGUCAAGCGGGUUGUCAUGGGCGGGCCGAGGGUGUAUCAGGGAGAGCGGGUCGUUCACCUCAACAACGAGACGAUGAACAAGGCGGAGAAGUGGCCUGGGAACAGCGUCUCGACGAGCAAGUACAACAUCGUUACCUUCUUGCCCAAGUUCCUCGCGGAGCAAUUCUCGAAAUACGCCAACAUCUUCUUCCUCUUCACUGCCUGCAUCCAGCAGAUCCCGAACGUCUCGCCGACGAACCGGUACACGACCAUCCUCCCGCUCGGAAUCGUCCUCAUCGUCGCGGCGCUCAAGGAGAUCAAGGAGGACAUCAAACGGCAUCAAUCCGACGCUGACCUCAACUCGCGCAAAGCCUCGAUCCUGCAAGGCUCGACAUUCGUUGACAAGCCGUGGCGAAGCAUCAAGGUUGGCGACAUUGUCCGUCUCGAGGCGAACGAUGCGUUCCCGGCCGACCUGGUCUUGCUCAGCUCGUCGGAGCCUGAGGGACUGUGUUACAUCGAGACGAGCAACCUUGACGGCGAAACGAACCUGAAGAUCAAGCAAGCACACCCUUCGACCGCAACUCUCCACUCUCCGCAUGCGCUCGCCCAACUAGCCGGCCACCUCCGCUCCGAACAGCCCAACAAUUCGCUCUAUACCUUCGAAGCGACGCUCUCGAUGGGCCAGCCAGGUCACGCUGCGACGUCGUCCGAGACGCCGCUGGGCCCGGAUCAGCUGUUGCUUCGUGGCGCACAACUGAGGAAUACGAGCUGGUUGUACGGGUUGGUCGUGUUCACGGGACACGAGACCAAGUUGAUGCGGAACGCGACCGCCGCGCCGAUCAAGCGAACAGCGAUGGAGCGCAUGGUCAACGUCCAGAUCCUCUUCCUCCUCGCCAUCCUCCUCGCCCUCUCCCUCGCUUGCGCGAUCGGCUCGACCAUCCGCACGCACGUCUACGGCGACGACAUGUGGUAUCUCUUGCUCGACGACGGAGGCGAAAGCAGUCCUGUCUCGGCGAGCAAGUUCGUCAAGGAUGUGUUGACGUUCAUUCUUACGCUCAACAACUUGAUUCCCAUCUCGCUCAUCGUGACGAUGGAAGUUGUCAAAUUCCAGCAGGCCGCGUUCAUCAACAACGACCUUGACAUGUACUACGCCCCGACCGAUACGCCCGCUCUGUGCCGUACCUCCUCUCUCGUCGAAGAGCUCGGCCAGAUCGAGUACAUCUUCAGCGACAAGACCGGCACACUUACCUGCAACCAGAUGGAGUUCCGACAAUGCUCCAUCGGCGGCAUUCCCUACGCCGAUAUCGUCGAGGAGUCGAAGCGCGGCGAAGUCUUCUCGUUCGACCAGCUGCGCGACAACCUCGCGAACGGCCACGAGACGUCCAAGGUCAUCGAAGAGUUCCUGACGCUCCUGUCGACUUGCCAUACGGUCAUUCCCGAGCGUAAGGACGAGAAGAUCACGUACCAGGCGAGCAGUCCGGACGAGGCGGCUUUGGUGCAGGGCGCAGACGUGCUCGGCUACACGUUCACGACCCGCAAGCCGCAGUCCGUCUUCGUCAACAUCGCCUCUCGCGGCUCGCGCGAGUUCGAGAUCCUCAACAUCUUGGAAUUCAACUCGACGCGCAAGCGCAUGUCGGCGAUCGUCCGAACGCCCGAAGGCAAGAUCAAGUUAUACUGCAAGGGCGCCGACACCGUCAUCUACGAGCGGCUCGCGAGCGAGGGUCAGGUGUUCAGCGAGGUGACGAGCAACCAUCUCGAGGAGUACGCCACGGAAGGCUUGCGGACGCUCUGCAUCGCCAUGCGCGACAUCCCCGAAGACGAGUACAAGAAGUGGGCAGUCUUCCACCAGAAGGCCGCCGCAACCAUCUCGGGCCGAACGGAAGCGCUGGACAAGGCGGCGGAGAUCAUCGAGCGCGACUUGUUCCUCCUCGGCGCGACGGCGAUCGAGGACAAGCUGCAGGAAGGCGUGCCCGACACGAUCUACACGCUCCAGCAGGCGGGCAUCAAGGUGUGGGUGCUGACGGGCGACAGGCAGGAGACGGCCAUCAACAUCGGCCUGUCUUGCCGCCUCAUCUCCGAGUCGAUGAGUCUGGUCAUUGUCAACGAGGAGAACGCGCUCGAUACGAAAGACUUCCUCGUCAAACGGCUUGAGGCGGUCAAGAACUCGCGAAGCGCGGGCGAUUUCGAGGAGCUCGCACUCGUCAUCGACGGCAAGAGUCUUUCGUUCGCCCUCGAAAAGGAGCUCUCGAAGACGUUCCUCGAACUCGCCGUGAUGUGCAAGGCCGUUGUCUGCUGCCGCGUCUCGCCCCUCCAGAAGGCUCUCGUCGUCAAGCUUGUCAAGAAGAACCUCAAGGCGAUCCUGCUCGCUAUCGGCGACGGUGCGAACGACGUCUCGAUGAUCCAGGCUGCGCACGUCGGAGUCGGCAUCUCGGGUCACGAAGGCCUGCAAGCUGCGCGUUCCGCCGACGUCGCCAUCAGCCAGUUCCGGUACCUGAAGAAGCUGCUGCUUGUCCACGGCACCUGGAGUUACGUGCGGCUGAGCAAGCUGAUCCUGUACUCCUUCUACAAGAACAUCGCGCUCUACAUGACCGGCUUCUGGUUCGCCUUCCAAAACUCAUUCUCCGGCCAGGUUCUCGAGGAGGGCUGGACCCUCACCUUCUACAACGUCGUCUUCACCGUUCUUCCGCCCAUCGUGCUCGGCGUCUUCGACCAGUUCGUUGGCGCCCGCAUGCUCGACCGCUACCCGGAGCUGUACAAGCUGGGCCAGAACAACAAGUUUUUCUCGGUCCGCAUCUUCUGGCAGUGGAUCAUCAACGCGCUCCUCCACUCAUUCGUCAUCUACGUCUGCACGGUCGCAAUCUUCAAUGAGGGCCUCAUCCUCGUCCAGGGCUGGAUCAGCGGCCAGUGGGUCUGGGGGACGACGCUCUAUCUCACCGCGCUCGUCACCGUUCUUGGCAAAGCCGCCAUCAUCUCCGACAUCUGGACGAAGUACACCCUCCUCGCCAUUCCCGGCUCCUUCGCCUUCACCAUGGUCUUCCUCCCGCUGUACGCCUGGAUCGCGCCCAUGCUCGGCUUCUCGCUCGAGUACACCGACAUCGUCAGCCGGCUGUGGACGUCGCUCAUCUUCUGGCUCACAAUCAUCGGCAUCCCCGUCCUCUUGCUCGUGCGAGACUUUGCCUGGAGGUCGUACAAGCGGCUGUUUAUGCCCGAGCCCUACCACAUCGUCCAGGAGAUUCAGAAGUACAACUUGCCCGACUACCGGCCACGCAUGGAGCAGUUCCAGAAGGCCAUCAAGAAGGUUCGCGCGGUGCAGCGGUUACGACGGAAUCGUGGUUUCGCUUUCUCACAAACGGAGGAAGGGCAGGAGCACCUCAUCCGAGCAUACGACACGUCGGUCACGCCAGGCGGGAAACGGCUCGAGACGUGA
Molecule: messenger RNA, 3984 nt
Organism: Rhodotorula toruloides NP11
Lineage: Eukaryota; Fungi; Basidiomycota; Microbotryomycetes; Sporidiobolales; Sporidiobolaceae
Product: phospholipid-translocating ATPase
Exons: 21
Coding region: 1-3984 (1327 amino acids)
Biological process (GO): intracellular protein transport; phospholipid translocation; post-Golgi vesicle-mediated transport
Cellular component (GO): plasma membrane
Molecular function (GO): ATP binding; magnesium ion binding; ATPase-coupled intramembrane lipid carrier activity
Source: RefSeq, a predicted model, not a curated record